AUGUAUUUAUUCUGUAUUACAUUUACGAGCGACCGCGUCGGGUCACGGACUCCACUAAAGCGAGGUGGAACAAGCUAUUCGGUGCUCUAUGGAUGGGGUUCUUACGGCAGCCUACGAGCGCCCACGACGAUCGCCAGUCUAACAUCUACCUAUUGCGGCUGCCCAGCAAAGGCAGCUUGCGGCCUCCGGCGCGGCGCGAGUGGGGCCCCCACCGCGCCACGUCCGCUGCUCGGCGCGGGCCCGCCGCUCGCCGCAGCGCUCAGUGCUCGCUCCGUCGCCAUGGCCGCCACACGUCCGCUCGCGCUUCCGCUCGCCGCGCUGCUCGCCGCGCUCCUGCUCGCCGCCCUGGCGCCCGCCGACGCCGCGCCGCGCUCGCGCCGGCAGCUCGCCGACGACAACUCGCUGCAGCCGCUAGACGACGCGGCCGAUGACGAGCAGACGCGCGAGAAGCGUAAGCUGGAGGGAGUUACCCAAGCCAAGUUCGGUAUCAAAAACGCCGUGCUCGGCUUCGUGUUUGGGAAAAUCAAUUCGUUGAUCGAUGCGAAGACUCGAUUCGUGGACACGCUGGACCGGCAGAACAUCGAAUUGAACAAGCAAUACGGUAUCGAACCUCCCUCACCUGGCGGUCUCAGCUCGCUUACUGGCGUCGUCACGCAAGUCAUCGGGCCCAAACUUCAGCUGCUGGGACCUAAGAUCCAGGCCGUCACCGGUCUGAUCGGAGGACUGUCGGGAGGAUCCUCCGGCCAAGGUGGGGGCUCGAGCAGCUCCGGUGGAUCAGGAUUGGGCUCAAUACUGUCACUGGUGACGUCACUAUCUGGUUCUUCGUCCAGCGGCGGGGGCGGUGCUGCUCCCAGCGUGGAAACCGUAGACUCCUCAGAGGAAGAAUCC
This is a messenger RNA of Iphiclides podalirius (scarce swallowtail), 888 nucleotides long. Lineage: Eukaryota; Metazoa; Arthropoda; Insecta; Lepidoptera; Papilionidae. The record is from the annotation of a GenBank genome assembly.